GCAGUGCAGUGGCAGCAGGACUCGGGAGGGUCAGAGGGUCCCGGGCAGUGUGGCCAUGAAGGGGUGUGGGCCUGGCCAAGCCCCCAUCCCUGUGGAGCUACCAGUGCCGGACAGCCGAGUGUGGCCAGCAGGAGGAAGGAAGUGGCUGGUGCUGAGCCGUUGCUCCCAGUGCCGUGGUUGCGGAGGGCUGGACGGGGCACGGAGCCAGCGCUGGCACAGCUGGGCCUGGGGCACCAAGGGACAGGGAUGGAGAUGUGGACAAGCCAGACCCAGCCACGACGGCAGAAGCCUCAUCCCGGUGGUGCCGGUUGGGAGCUCACGGCUGUCACAGGCACACGGCUCCGCGUGGCUCCUCGUGCCAUGGCGUGUCUGGAGCUGCACUCACUCCAUGAUCCCAUGUCCAGGCCCAUGUCCUGCUGGCUGCGGGCUCUGGCCGUGGUGCUCAGCCAGGGAGGUCACCGUGCCACCACAUGACCCACUCCAGUGACCAGAACCAUCUUGCCAGUGACCCCUGAGCCCAGACUCUUGGGUGGGUGGUGUGGGGCUCCCAGGGGCUCCAUCUCCACCGCGCUGCCCUGGCUCGUGGCGGUGCAGGAUGGUGGGGUGGGACCCCUGUGCUCAGAGCGCGCUGAGGAAGCGGAGGUUUCACAAGCUGGGGGUACACGUGACACGGCGAGUGCAGCAGGAGGAACCACCAGUGGCCCUGCAGCGCCCCGGUCCCCGCGGCACGGCUCCGGUGCCCCGGUGGCCAUGGCGCCCUGGCUGCCCAUCAAGGACAACCGUGUGGAACUUCCCGCGCACCCAGGAGCAUCACCUCCCGCUGCAGAUUGGGGAGAUGGUGCGCAUCCUGCAGGCCUCCGAGGGCUGGUACUGCGGGUACUCGCUCCGGAACAGGGCUGCCCAGGGCAUCUUCCCGGCCUCGCUGAUCCGGCUCAAGGGCGCCGUGGUGGAGCAGCAGGGGGGUCCCUGUGCCUCCCCCAGGACAGAGGAGAGCGUGGUGCCCGCCGAGAUGCCCAUGGUGCAGGAGAUCACCACCACGCUGCGGGAGUGGGCCACCAUCUGGAAGCAGCUCUAUGUGGCCGGGCAGACGGAGCGGUACGGGCAGGUGAAGAGGAUGAUGCAGGAGCUGAUGGAGCAGCGGUCGCAGCUGCUCUCAGGGACACUGCCCAAGGACCAGCUCCUGCGGCUCAGGAAGGAGGUGACCGGCAAGAUGGACUACGGCAACAAGAUCCUCGCGCUGGACCUGGUGGUGCGGGACGAGGACGAGAACAUCCUGGACCCCGACAGGACGAGCGUCAUCAGCCUCUUCCAGGCGCACAGGAGGGCGGCGCAGACCCUCACGCAGCGCAUCCAGGAGGAGACGAGCCCGCAGCAGAGAGCACCAGGCCACGGCACCCACGGGGCCGCUUCGCCCUCCCACAACCUCUACCUCUGCGUCCGCAACUUCGUCUGCCACAUCGGGGAGGAGGCGCAGCUCUUCAUGGCCCUGUACGACCCCGGCGAGCAGCGCAUCAUCAGCGAGAACUACGUGAUCCGCUGGGCCAGCACCGGGGUCCCGCAGGACAUCGAGCUGCUCAACAACCUCAAGGUCGUGUUCACGGACCUGGGCAGCACGGACCUGAAGCGGGAGCGGCUGUUCCUGGUGUGCCAGAUCAUCCGCGUGGGACGCAUGGACCUGCGGGACAGCCACAGCCGCAAGCUCAGCACGGGCCUGCGCCGGCCCUUCGGCAUCUCAGUGAUGGACAUCACCGACAUCACCAAGAGGACGUGUGACAGCGACGAGGACAAGCAGCACUUCAUCCCCGUCCACCUGGUGGCUGCUGAUGGCGAUUUCCUUCACAAUAUGAUCCGGAAGGCGGUGGAGGGGAAGGACAUCAACCACAAGGGACAAGGGCUCUGGGUGUCCCUGAAGAUUCUGUGGGGAGACCUGAGCCAGGUGAGGAAGGAUUACCCUCACCUGGUGGACCGCAGCACGGCGGUGGCUCGCAAGCUGGGCUACCCGGAGGUCAUCAUGCCAGGUGAUGUCCGGAACGACAUCUACCUGACGCUGGUGCAGGGUGAGUUCGACAAGGGCAACAAGAAGACGCAGAAGAACGUGGAGGUGACUGUGUGUGUCUGUGACGAGGCAGGAAAUGUGGUGCAGAACGUGAUCCACGCAGGAGCAGGGGACAGCCCUACCAGCCAUUACUGCUCUGUUGUCUACUACCAGCAGCGGCACCAGCGCUGGAUGGAGACCCUGAAGAUUGCUGUUCCCAUCGAGGACGUCCACAGGACCCACCUGAGGUUCACCUUCCGCCAUCGCUCCUCCAGCGACUCCAAGGACCGGAGCGAGCGGAUUUUCUCCAUGGCCUUUGUGAGGCUGAUGUGCCCCGAUGGCACCACGCUGAGGGAUGGGGAGCACGACCUGGUGCUGUACAAGGGUGACAGCAAGAAGCUGGAGGAUGCCAGCGCCUACCUGUCCCUGCCCUCGGAGCGGAACCUGUCGGAGUCGAAGCUCCUCUCCGGCUCCUCCUUCCGUGUGAGCGGGGCCACGUCCGGUUUAGCCGUGUCCACCCGGGACAGCUUCCAAAUCUCCACGCUCGUCUGCUCCACCAAGCUGACCCAGAAUGUGAACCUGCUGGGGCUGCUGAAGUGGCGCUCCAAGCCCAGCCUGCUCUCCGGGAACCUCCAGAAGCUGAUGCACGUGGAUGGAGGGGAGGUCAUCAAGUUCCUCCAGGACACGCUGGAUGCCCUGUUCUCCAUCAUGAUGGAACACUCGGAGACAGAUGUCUAUGACACCCUUGUGUUUGAUGCCCUGGUUUUCAUCGUGGGGCUGGUGGCCGACAGAAAGUUCCAGCAUUUCAACACAGUCCUGGAGGCCUACAUCCGCCAGCACUUCAGCGCCACGCUCGCCUACAAGAAGCUGCUGUCGGUGCUGACGCAGUACGUGGAGCAGGCGGGCCGGGGGGAGCCCUGCGAGCCCCUCCCGCGCACUUUCAAGGCCCUGGAGUACAUCUUCAAGUUCAUCGUCCGCUCCCGGCGCCUCUUCGCCCGGCUCUACGAGGGGAAGGAGGUGGCCGAGUUCCAGUGCACCUUGCAGCGGUUCUUCCUCGCCCUGAACCAGCUGAUGGAGUCCCCGCUGGAGGGUCCCACGCUGCUCUCCCAGGGAGCAGCCCUGAAGUACCUGCCCUCCAUCCUCGAGGAUGUGUUUGGGAUCUUUGACUCCUCCGCGCUGGGGGCCGUACUGCGGGACUUUGUGGGGAACCUGCUGCCCCAGCGCCUGCUGAAGCAGAAGCUGCAGUCCCUGACUCACAUUGCCAGCAGCAAAGCCUUCCAGUCCCAUGAGUGCCGGGAGCUGGUGCUGCAGGCAGCCCUGCCCAUCCUGCAGGAGCUGAUCCAGGCAGGUGAGGAGGAGGACGCCUGCAUCGAGCUGCUCAGCAGCAUCCUGGAGGUGCUGUACCAGGCCCAGAAGAGCGCAGAGAAGCUGCGAGCGCGGCACAAGGACCGUGGGAACGUGGAGCUGGCACAGGUGAAGAAGCACAUCCAGGUGAUCCUGGAGCAGCUGCUCCACACGGUCAAUCGCAGGGUGAUCGUCCUGGACCGGGAGAGCCCGCUGAGGAGCCACUAUGUGGCCUGCAUGGCUGCCAUCCUGAGCCAGAUGGACAAGGACCACUACAGCACCUACAUCCAGGCGUUCCCCUCCCGGCCUGAGCUGAUGGACUUCCUCAUGGAGACUUUUAUCCUUUUCAAGGACCUGAUUGGGAAGACGGUGUAUCCCGGUGACUGGAUGGUGAUGAACAUGGUGCAGAACCGGGAGUUCCUGCGUGCCAUCAACCACUUUGCCACAACUUUGACCGAGAUGUUCCUGAGCAACAGCAACUUCGAGCUGCAGCUUUGGAACAACUAUUUCCACCUGGCCGUGGCUUUCCUCACGCAGGAGUCCCUGCAGCUGGAGAACUUCUCCCCCGCCAAGCGCAAUAGCAUCCUGGGCAAGUAUGGGGACAUGAGAGCCACGAUUGGAGCGUCCAUCCGGGACAUGUGGUACAGCCUCGGCCAGCGCAAGAUCGAGUUCAUCCCGGGCAUGGUGGGCCCCAUCCUGGAGAUGACGCUGGUGCCAGAGCCGGAGCUGCGCAGGUCCACCAUCCCCAUCUUCUUUGACAUGAUGCUCUGUGAGCACCGGCUCACCGGGAGCUUCAGCCGGUUUGAGGAUGAGAUCCUGCGCAGGCUGGACAGCGAGGUGGAGGGCGGCCGGGGGGAUGAGCAGUACAUGCAGCUUUUCAAGAGCAUCCUGCUGAGCUGCUGCCAGAGCCACCCUGAGCUGGCCAAGCCUGGAGAGGACUUUGUGAAGCUGGUGAGCGAACUCCUGGAGCGGCUCUUGGACUACCGGGCUGUCAUGAAUGACGAGAACAAGACCUACAGCAUGAGCUGCACCGUCAACCUCCUGAACUUCUACAAGGAGAUCGACCGCCAGGCCAUGUACAUCAGGUACCUGUACAAGCUGAAGGAUCUGCACAUCAGCUACGAGAACUACACGGAGGGAGCCUACACGCUGCUGCUGCACGCCCGGCUGCUCACGUGGUCAGAGGAGUCGAAUGCGGCCCCCGUGCCGGGCCCGCACAGCCCCCACCUGCACACCCAGCGCCAGCUGAAGGAGGCUCUGUACAACCAGAUCAUUGAAUACUUCGACCAGGGCAAGAUGUGGGAGGAGGCCAUCCACAUCUGCAAGGAGCUGGCGGAGCAGUACGAGAGCCACGUGUUCGACUAUGAAAUGCUGAGUGACAUCCUGCAACGAGAAGCCAAGUUCUAUGAGAAGAUCCUGAAGGUGCUGCGGCCCAGCCCGGACUACUUUGCCGUGGGGUACUAUGGGCAGGGCUUCCCCACCUUCCUCCGGAACAAAGUCUUCAUCUACCGGGGCAAGGAGUAUGAGCGGCGUGAGGACUUUGAGAUGCAGCUGCUGAGCCCCUUCCCCAAUGCUGAGAAGCUGAAGAGCACAUCUCCCCCUGGCCAGGACAUCACUGACUCCCCAGGGCAGUACAUCCAGUGCUUCACCGUGCAGCCGGCAGAGGAAGCCAAGAUCCGGCUCAAAGGCCAGAGCAUCCCUGAGCAGAUCACCAACUUCUACAAAGCCAACCACAUCCAGAGGUUCAGCUACUCACGGCCCUUCAAGAGGGGCCCGAGCGAUCCGGACAACGAAUUUGCAAACAUGUGGAUUGAGCGGACAACCUUCAGGACAGCCUAUCCCCUGCCCGGCAUCCUGCGCUGGUUCGUUGUGACCUCCACUGAGACGAUCGUCAUCUCCCCCCUGCAAAACGCCAUUGAGACCAUGAUGAAAACCAAUGAGAAAAUCAUGAGCGAGAUCAACCGGCACCAGAACGACCCCAGCCUGCCCAUUAACCCUCUCUCCAUGCUGCUCAAUGGCAUCGUGGACCCUGCUGUCAUGGGUGGCUUCGUCAAGUAUGAGAAGGCUUUUUUCCAGGAGUCCUACAUCCAGGAGCACCCUGAGGAUGGAGUGAACAUCGAGAAGCUGAAGGACCUGAUCGCCUGGCAGAUCCCGCUGCUGGCAGAGGGCAUCCGGAUCCAUGGGCAGAAGGUGACAGAGGACCUGCGGCCCUUCCACGAGCGCAUGGAGCAAUGCUUCGAGCAGCUGCGGGCCAAGGUGGAGAGUCAGUAUGGGAUGCGGGAGAUGAUGUUCUUUGAGGACCGGCGGAGCGGACGACCCCGGUCCAUAGCCUGGGUACCUGACUGGGACUGGCUGAGCCACACUGGAGCCAGCACAGAGGCACCCCCGACCCCAAAGCCUGCCCCCCGCCCCUCUGAGAGCGAGGACCACAGGAACGAGCGCAGGGAGAACCGCUCAAGCUCCAUCUUCGGGCCCCGGCGGCAGGACCCACGCCAGUCCAUCUCGGAGCUGCCAGAGCCCAAGGACGAGAAGUGGAGACUCUCCUGCAACAUCAGUGAGAGCAGCCUGAGCUCUGAUGGGAAACAGCCCCCACCGAGCCGAGCUGCUGCUGGUGCUCAGCCCCGCACUGCAGGGUCGUCCCUGUCUCCCACUGGCUUUGGUGGCCGUGUGAAAAGCGCCAGCAAGCUCCCGCCACUGCCCCGCAAGUUCAGCCCCGCGGUGUACGAGACGUUCCUGGAGCAGAGCGAUGCUGCAGCAGGAGGGAAGGUAUCCACAUCUCCAACAGUGGAUGGGAACAAAAGCCCCAAGUCACCGCCGCUGCCACCACCCAAGUCCAAGCGACUGUCACAGCUCUGACCCGAUGCCACCUGCAGCUGCAGUGUCCACAGGGGCCACCCCUGCCCAGAGUGCCCAGCCAGCUGCUGGACCCACGGCCCUGCUUAAUUCUCACCUGCUGGAGCACCUCUUGCAGCACUGCCACCUGGAGCAUCCUGCGUGGCCACGGGACUCCCACUGUGCACUGGGCACUGCCACCUUGUGUCCUGCCAACUCUGGCUAUUGCCACCCUCCCGAUGUCCCCUGGAGCUGGGACCCACCUGGCCCUGCAUCCUUCCUAUGCCACUGGAGCUGUGCUGAGCUCCCACACAUGCAGCCCCUCCCAGCCACGAGGACCGAGCUGCCCAUGGACUGCACCAUGACAGGGAGAGAACCAGCGAUCUCCCUGGUGGCAUUUCUGGGCGAUUCCUGCUCCCCACUCACGGGACAGCUCCUGCUCCUUGGCUGCCCACCCCAUCCUUCAGCACCAAGACACAUUCCUGGUCCAGACUGCACAGGUGUACACAUGGGCCCUGGCAGCCUCACGCUCUGCAGUGCCACCUCUCCUGCCCACACCUGCCACCUGCACCAGGCAGGUGUCACUGCCCUGACUGGCCAUGCCACGCUCAGCUCCUGCCUCUGCACUGCAGCUACAGCUAAUAAAGGGCAAAUGCCUCAGCCAGGCACCCGCA
Molecule: messenger RNA, 6885 nt
Organism: Corvus hawaiiensis (hawaiian crow)
Lineage: Eukaryota; Metazoa; Chordata; Aves; Passeriformes; Corvidae
Product: dedicator of cytokinesis protein 2-like
Exons: 53
Coding region: 596-6235 (1879 amino acids)
Biological process (GO): cell migration; small GTPase-mediated signal transduction
Cellular component (GO): plasma membrane; cytoplasm
Molecular function (GO): guanyl-nucleotide exchange factor activity; small GTPase binding
Source: RefSeq, a predicted model, not a curated record